AUGGCCGCAACUGAGCCAAUCAGCAUACAGAGCAGCCGGCAGCUGUGGGUUUUGGCAUUGUUCUUGGGCCAUGCCAGCUGUUCGGUUUUUUUAGUCCUGGUCAACAAGACCAUAUCGAUGUCCUUUCCUUAUGCUUGGACAGUUGUUGCUCUCCAGAACACGGGGACCAUAGUGUGCUCUUGCAUUCUGCAUUUCAAUGGCAAGGUGCUUCUCCGCCGGCUACAGAGGUCUCAGGUGCUUCCGCUCCUCGUAGAUGCCGUUUGGCUGGUUGCGGUGCUGAUGAGCAGCUUCAAAGCCUUGGAGGAGGUUAGCGUUCCACUUUACGUAGUCAUUCGCAAUACUGUCCCAUUUCUUACGGCCCUUUGCGAGCGUGUUGCUCUACAAAAACCCAUGGACGCGAUGCUGGUACUUGCGCUGUUGAUCACCUUCGUCGGUACUAUCCUCUAUUCAGUGACAGACUUUACAAUGCGCUACAACGGUGCAAUGUUUGCCGUCUCCAACGCGGUGUUGGUUGCAGGUAUGUGCACGUACGAGAGAUACCUCAUGACAUCUGCAAAUCUUGGCAUGUCGGCGAUAGACAUAAAUUUCCAUCGUGUGGUUCUUUCGAUGCCGAUGAUCGCAAGCCUCGGCUACAUGGAGGGCUUUCCAGGGACACUCCUGGAGCUGGCUACCCGAAGGUACGAAGCUUCGCUGAUUGCAUCCUCGGCUUUCGCUGCGUUCGGCAUCGGUACGCUCCUUCUGGCUUUACAGGCCGAGGUGUCUGCAACGACUAUCCAGGUUGCCAAUGUCGCAUACAAGUGUGCCACGACUGUCGUGAGCAGACUGACGCAUCCGUCAGAGCUGACAUCGAUGGGAGUUCUCGGCUACUGCAUUUGCACAGGUGGCGUGCUUACCUACACGCUCACGCGCCCUCCCGCAAAAGCAAAGGAUAAGUGA
This is a messenger RNA of Symbiodinium sp. CCMP2456, 936 nucleotides long. Lineage: Eukaryota; Dinophyceae; Suessiales; Symbiodiniaceae. The record is from the annotation of a GenBank genome assembly.